AUGGCGCUCCAGAUUCUGGCAGGGUCAAGCUGCCCUGAGUUCGCCGAUACCAUUGCGAAGAAAAUCGGCUGUCCUAUCAACCGAAAUCACCUCUCGACAUCUCGAUUUUCCAACGGUGAGACACGUGCCGUCAUCCAGAAUUCCGUUCGGGAUGCCCAUGUUUUCAUUUUGCAAACCGCGGCGGAGCCGGUCAAUGACAUGCUCAUGGAGCUUUUGAUCACGGUCCAUGCCUGCAAGAUCGCUUCGGCGCGGAGAAUCACAGUGGUGUUACCCUGCUUCCCGUACGCUCGUCAAGACAAGAAAGACCGCAGUCGCGCGCCUAUCACCGCAAAGCUCGUGGCCAACAUCUUGGAAAGUGCAGGCUGCCAUCACAUCAUUACGAUGGAUCUGCAUGCGUCUCAGAUACAGGGAUUCUUUGAUAUCCCAGUUGACAAACUUCUUCUGACAGCGUCUCCUGUUCAGCUGUAUGCGGAAACGACCAUGACCGAAUACCUGAGGCAGGAAUACGCCCAGGAGGACAUGGUAAUUGUGUCGCCCGACGCUGGCGGUGCUCGGCGGGCGGCCGCAAUCGCAGACCGACUACGGGUCGACCUGGCACUGAUCCACAAGGAAAGAAAAGUCGUCAAUCAGGUCAGUCGAAUGAUUUUGGUGGGCGGAGUGGCAGGCAAGACGGCAAUCAUUGUCGAUGACAUUGCCGACACCUGCGGUACCCUCGCCCUCGCUGCGCAGGUGCUCAUCGACAAUGGUGCCCAACGAUGCAUAGCCAUCGUCACCCACGGGUUUCUCAGUGGUCAAGCUCUCCAAGUGAUCGAGAAGAGUGCUCUUGAACGACUAGUCGUGACAAACACGCUGCCACUGCCCGAGAAGGCCAAGUCUUGCUCCAAGAUACACACAAUCGACGUGGGUUCGACCAUCGCUGAGGCGAUUCGGAGGACACACAAUGGAGAAUCGUAG
Molecule: messenger RNA, 954 nt
Organism: Capronia coronata CBS 617.96
Lineage: Eukaryota; Fungi; Ascomycota; Eurotiomycetes; Chaetothyriales; Herpotrichiellaceae
Product: ribose-phosphate pyrophosphokinase
Exons: 6
Coding region: 1-954 (317 amino acids)
Biological process (GO): purine nucleotide biosynthetic process; 5-phosphoribose 1-diphosphate biosynthetic process; ribonucleoside monophosphate biosynthetic process
Cellular component (GO): ribose phosphate diphosphokinase complex; cytoplasm
Molecular function (GO): magnesium ion binding; ribose phosphate diphosphokinase activity
Source: RefSeq, a predicted model, not a curated record